This is a messenger RNA of Oppiella nova, 853 nucleotides long. The record is from the annotation of a GenBank genome assembly. NCBI's taxonomy places the organism in Eukaryota, Metazoa, Arthropoda, Arachnida, Sarcoptiformes, Oppiidae.
AUGAGGAUUGAGAUGUUGGUGCUUCUCAUUGUCACAAUCACGGCCUCCAGAAUUUACGACUCCGGCUCCUCCACCACUGCGUUCUGGGAGACGCUGUGGCCGAGUAUGUUAAACAACUUCCACUCGGGUGCACCCACUCCUACAGGUCCCAUUGGCAAGUCCAACAUCACCAACAUCUCCACACCGCACCACCAACAGCACCACCAACAGCAUCACCAACAGCACCACAACUCCAACGAUAACAACAACGAAAUUCAAUUGCUCGGCGAGAAUGGCCACAACGGACUUCCCAACUAUAUCGCCGGCACCUCUUCCGAUAACUCGUCAGCUCUGGCCAUAAGUGUCUCGCAUUCCAACAGUAAUACCAAUGAAGGCCACUCUCACCACCAGAGUAUCACCAAUAACUCUAAUCAAGACAAACCGAGUAAACAGAAACGCCACAGAACUCGCUUCACUCCGGCACAGCUACAGGAGCUCGAGAGGAGUUUCGGUAAAACUCAUUACCCGGACAUCUUCAUGAGGGAAGAGCUAGCCAUGAGAAUUGGGUUGACUGAGUCCAGAGUGCAGAGCCAAAUGGAAGAAGAGGAAGAAGACGACAAGUCGUGGCUCUCUAUUGCCGUCGCAUACGUUACCACCGUUUGGCUCAAUGGGGUCGUCGACCGACGGCUUGUGUUCGUUCGGUCCCUCACACGACAGUCGGUGGCCAAUGAGCUCAGGCAUGAGUCCCAUGUCAACCCAUGGCAUCCCUAUCGGUCCCAUUCAGACUAACCCGACACCAUUCAGACCCAACCAGAAUUCUAGUUUUAUGUAUUAUACGCGAUAAUGUAUACAAUUGUGCAGGAUCAUCUAUUAC